Molecule: messenger RNA, 729 nt
Organism: Symbiodinium pilosum
Lineage: Eukaryota; Dinophyceae; Suessiales; Symbiodiniaceae
Source: the annotation of a GenBank genome assembly
AUGCCCCAGCUUGCCGAAAGAGACCUUCGAAUACAGCUUGCCAAGCACUUGUUAUGCGUCAUACAGAAAGAGACGCCCUCACGAAUUGCUGCUACCUACAUCUCCAGCCUCUUUGACUGCUAUGCCAAGAGUUUUGAGAAAAGCUUGGAGAACCUGAGCUAUCAAGUUCCACAGCUGCUCAUUCAGGCGAUACUUUGGAGUCAGGAAGAGCUCUGCCAUCUGCAGCGCAUCCUAGAUUUGGGGGCAGGCACAGGUCUUCUGGGUGAGCAGCUGAAGGAUCUCGCUCCCCGUGCACACAUUGCAGCCGUGGACCUCUCUGCUGAGAUGCUGAAGCAGGCAGAGAUGAAGGGGUGCUACGAUGAGCUGCAUUGCGCCGACCUGCUUGAUCACCUCGCAGACUGCACGCGAUCUGUCUCCCCAUUCGACCUGAUCGUGGCCGCAGAUGUAUUUGGCUAUGUCGGCGAUCUUGCGCCAGUCUUUCGGCUCGUGUACCAGAAUCUAGACAACAAAGGCCUCUUUGUCUUCUCCACGGAGAAGCCAACUGGCAACGAGACAGUGCCACACUACCAGCUGCAGGCCUCGGGCCGUGUUGCUCACAGUCACGAAUAUGUCUUGACGGUGGCACGAGAGCACGGGUUCAAGGUUCUUCGGGAUUGGAGCUGCGAGCUUCGCGCUGAAGAUGGCCAUCCAGUUCUUGGCCACGUCUUCUCGUUGUCCUGCGCGCUGUGA